AUGCAGGUAUUUGCACUGGCCGUUCUUGUGACCGUCGCCGUCGCCCGUCCAGAUAGCCCGCCUAGAUAUGCCUACUCUGCUCCCACACCUUCCUACGCACCCGCCAAGUACGACUUCAACUACGCCGUAAACGACCCACCAUCUGGCAACGACUUCGGACAUGAGGAAGCCCGUGAUGGAGACAACACACAGGGAUCCUACUACGUCCUUCUUCCCGAUGGUCGUCUGCAGAGGGUAACCUACAAUGUGAACGGAGACUCCGGCUACGUGGCUGAUGUCACCUACGAGGGAGAAGCUCGGUACCCCACCCCAAAGGCCUCCUAUGGUCCUCCUCAGCCUUCCUACAAGCCGCCCACUCCCUCAUAUGCUUAAAAAAACUGUGCUAAGGAUAUUUAUUGAACUCGGGUCUUUGUAAAUACUAGAUAUUAAACUGGCAAUCUCCAUCUUUAUUAAUUUUAAAUUCGAUGCAUGGUAUCUAUGAUUUAGAAAAAAAACCCGUUCUGAUUAUUAAAAGAAUAUAUUCCUUCUCAGCUUAGUUGUGCUAAGAAUUCUAAUUAUUGUGGGAAAAUUUCCAGUCUGUCGAUGGCUAACUGUAAUACAGUCUUAAGAUUCUUGUUAUGAAAUAGGCAUGUGUUUUUUUAUGCGACCAUCUUUGUUUUACGAAA
This is a messenger RNA of Penaeus monodon (black tiger shrimp), 665 nucleotides long. Its product is annotated as pro-resilin-like. The transcript has a single exon. The record is from RefSeq and is a predicted model, not a curated record. Gene Ontology annotation, cellular component: extracellular matrix. The annotation marks the transcript as partial. Lineage: Eukaryota; Metazoa; Arthropoda; Malacostraca; Decapoda; Penaeidae.